ACAAAGCAUUUCCGGUAGCCUUACUACCUGUACACUUUACGCCAUUUUUUUUGUUGACUAGGGCGCAAUUCAUUUUUUCUUUUUUACUAUAUUAGCUCUACAAUUGUCAAAAAGGCACUCCGUAUAAUUAUUCAAUUACCGCUAUAGCUGUCGUUCGGUUAGUAAGAUACCUUAUAAUUGAUAGAAACUUCUGAGAUGAGAGAUGUUUUCUCAUUCUUGCCUACGUCAUCGAUGAUUUUUUCUCUUUUAAGCAGUAGAUAAAAACUGGAAAUGUCGGCUCCACAAAGAAUUGUUUUGCGUAAUACAACUAAAAUGACCCUGAACGAUCGAUUCUCUUCGAUAAAGACUCCUCCGGCAGCGACUGUUACUCCAAGAGGUAAUCUACAAUCCGCUGGAAAUUUUGGCAAUGCUCGAGGUGUUCGUCAAAGGCUAUCAGCUGCUUUAAAUGUAAGCAGGGCGAACAAGAGAUUGGCGUUGCAAAUGGAGAACAGACCUGCUGUAAUGGCUGCAUUAAAAUUAAAAAAGAAAAGUCUGAAGCAGAGACUUGGAAACCCUUUAAAAAAAAAUUUAUUACUAAAAGCUAAAGCUAAAUUACUAGCUAAGCGAGGAAGAGGUCGUGGUCGAGGUUUCCGAGGACGUGGCGUUGGCGUAUUUAGAGGCCAUAAUAGGGCAAACUUCCAUCCUAAAGGCAGAGGAGAGGUUCGUGGUGGUAGGGGCUUCAGCCAGAGGGGUGGUGGGAGACCCAGAGGAAGAGGACAAGGACAACGAGGACGAGGCUCUUUUAGAGGAAGAGGUAGAGGUAGAGGAGGUAGAGGUAGAGGAAGAGGACGUGGUGGAGCAAAGAAUGUCACAAGAGAAGAUUUGGAUAAGGAGUUGGAUCAAUACAUGGGCAGUACAAAAUCGGCUUUAGAUCACGAAUUGGAUGCUUACAUGUCUGAGAAAGAUAAAGAAUAA
Molecule: messenger RNA, 954 nt
Organism: Dimorphilus gyrociliatus
Lineage: Eukaryota; Metazoa; Annelida; Polychaeta; Dinophilidae
Source: the annotation of a GenBank genome assembly